CAAUUUGGAAUUUGGUUAUGAACGUUAUAUGCAAUUAUAUCAUUCUUUUUUAUCCAAGGACAUCAUGUAGUUGAGCUUAGCAAAGUCUGUUACCAGAGCACGGAACUAUGCCAACCAUUUGUAUUAGACCUUUGGAUUGACAAACAUUUGACCAUUAGAAUUUGGAUUGACCUUCAGUAUCAACCAUUUGUAGCUUUUGUCAUGUCUUCGUUGGAUAAAGUAACAACUCUCUCUCUCACUCCUUUUGGCAAAGGGGUAUCCAUUUGUCCUUUCGGAGAACCACAACUUUCCCUCCGUAGCUUGAGACUAGUUGUGCCAGGUCACAUUAGUCCUUGGGUUGAUGAGCCAACCUUGUUUUUAGAUAAAGUAACGUCUAUUGCAUGACUAAGCCACUUGUGCCCAACUCAUGUCAUUGAGGAUGGUACGGAGAGAAUGGAUUUUCCUUGUAACUUAUAAGGCUAUAUACAAGUUCACAAUGAGAUUUAGGACUGUUUUAUCAAUCUAUGGAAUACAGCAUCAUUGAAGCCCGCCCUUCAUUUCUCUUGUCGGAUUAAGAAGGAUGGCCUUCAAGAAAGCUUGAUCUCAACUGUUAGGUCUGAAAGAUGGCCAAAUCAUUGAAGUUCACCAAUUUAUCUUCUAUACUCAAGAUGGUCUCCCAUACAAACUAGUCAGAUUUGAAAUUGUCAAUGGGCCACUGCAUGUUUGAGUGUUCUUAGGCUGCUCUUCCUGGAAUUGAAGCAUCUAUCUCAUAACUUGGAUAUGGGAAAUCUUCGAAGGAGUUUUUCACCUCCCUCCUUUUCCACCUUAACCUCCUCCUCCUCCUCACUUGGUCCACACCCAUUGGAAAUUGAUUCGGAACUAUGGCUAAUGGUUGAAAAAAGGACCCAAGAGAUAUUAUAUACCAUUCAACCUGCUUUUGUUUCUGAGCAGAAAAGGAAGGAAGUCAUCGAUUAUAUUCGGAGUUUAAUUAAGGGUUAUUUUGCAGUUGAGGUCUUUCCAUUUGGUUCGGUCCCACUGAAAACCUAUCUUCCAGAUGGAGAUAUUGACCUCAUGAUCCUCAGCCAUCAAAGCAUGGAGGAAGAUUUGGCCAGGAAUGUCUUCACUCUCCUCCAAUGUGAAGAGCAGGACCAGGGGUUCCAAGUAAAUGAUGUCCAGUAUAUUCAAGCUCAGGUUAAGGUCAUAAAAUGUUCUGUAAAGAACAUUGCCGUUGACAUCUCUUUCAAUCAAAUGGGAGGACCCUUCGCAUUAUGCUUUUUAGAGCAGGUUGACCAAGUUAUUGGUCGAGAUCAUCUUUUCAAGCGCAGCAUUAUCUUGAUCAAAGCAUGGUGUUUUUAUGAGAGCCGAAUUCUUGGUGCACACCAUGGCUUGAUCUCAACAUAUGCAUUACAAAUAUUGGUUUUGAAUGUCAUUAAUAAUUUCCAUUCAUCUCUAUCCGGUCCUUUAGCAGUCCUCUACAAAUUUUUGGACUAUUAUAGCACCUUUGAUUGGGACAACUAUUGUGUCAGUAUAAAUGGCCCCAUUCUCAUAUCAUCCUUCCCACAAAUGGAGUCAAUAAAUAACAAUGGGAAUGAGUUACUUCUCAGUCAGGAGUUUCUGAGGAACUGUAGGGACAUGUUUGCAUUUCUGAUGAAAGAACUUGAGAAUGGUGCCCCUGAAUUUCCUACUAAGCAUCUCAACAUAGUGGAUCCUCUUAAGAACAGCAACAACUUAGGACGUAGUGUUAACAAAGGCAAUUUUCAUCGAAUAAGAGGCGCCCUAUCUUAUGGGGUUCAAAGGCUUGCAGAAAUAAUUGCACUGCCAGGAGAAGCAAUGGGUACUGGACUUGAGAAGUUCUUCAUGAACACUUUGGACAGAAAUGGCAAGGGUCAAAGGCCAGAUGCAGAUGUUCCUAUCCCUGCAUUUGGUACUGGAAGAUCUGAGGCGGCUGAUCUCAGUGGAGAUUAUGACAAAUAUUACAGUGGUCUACUAUAUGGCCAGUGGUAUCACAAUUAUGCACUGCCAGUACCUCCUCUGCCCGGUCCUCCAUCACCACCUUCACAAAUCAAGCAGAAAAGUGCUAGGGAUGUGCCGCCCCAGUUGCUGCAAAGCAAGCAGAAUGUUUUUUCUCAAAGAGGCACAGAUGUGUUUUUACCAUGGCCACAAUGUCACCCUUUUGCCUCACAACUACAAGAUGCUGCUUCUAGUAUUGAUAGAAGAAGGAAGUCAAGAGGAACAGGCACAUACAUCCCAGACAUGUGCCAUAAUCGUUACAAAGAUUUGCUAUUAUGGGUGAUGACAAGCAAUCCAGAUUCAACACAUAGACCAUUGUCGCAAUCACCUCAGAUGACAGAUCGGGCUGAAGAGUCCCCAAAGAUGGAGAAGAGUGGGAAUGGUAACUGCCUUAAUAUUCCACCGGAUCAAUUCUCUGCAGAGACACAGAAGAGUGAGUAUGGCAGCUGCCUUGAUCUUUCACUAGAUCAAUUCCCACUUCUUCCUAGCAGUAAGAAAUCCAUGUCAUCAGAAAUCCAUCAGUCUUCUCAAAACAUCGCAGAGGCAUGCCAGGCCAAGGAUCGUUCUUCCACCUUAGGGAAUAUUCAGUUUGGAUCCUUCCAGAGUUCACCAUCACUGCAAGGACUGCCUUCAUCAGUGGUGAAGAAGCAAGCAGAUCCAGGAGUUUCAACCACUAAGGAUGAAAUGCCAGUUGUCCUCAGAACAGAAAUGCAGAAGCAACGAGGGUUCUUUGAGAGUCCUGAGAAAAUGGUUUGCAAACAACAGAACCAGCUGAAGAAUGAUAUAGAUUCCCCCCCUCUCUGAUUGCCAGUGCACUUACAGGUAGAGAUUUAAGUAAAAGAGUGGAACUACAGUUCAACAAAAAUGUUGAUACCAAACCUGACAUAGAUCUUUGCGUACACAGAAAUAACCCUGCCUUAGGGAAGGCUAGAAAAACAAUUUUAUUUGUGUAUUUAUUUUCCUGCUGUCAAAACCUAAUAAAGGAAGCAUUUUUGUUU
Populus euphratica (Euphrates poplar) is the source of this 2987-nucleotide messenger RNA. RefSeq names its product PAP/OAS1 substrate-binding domain superfamily. The record is from RefSeq and is a predicted model, not a curated record. Lineage: Eukaryota; Viridiplantae; Streptophyta; Magnoliopsida; Malpighiales; Salicaceae. The transcript has 10 exons. Bases 760 to 2793 code for a protein of 677 amino acids.